AUGGCCGGCGACAUGGCCGCCAUGGUGGCAACUGUGCCCCUCUCGAUCGGCACCGCUGUCUUGAGGCCAUUUGGUGUGCGCGCCCCUGAAGCCCCGGCCGGCUCGCGGCGUCGCACACAGCGCGUGCCGUGGACCGCCCGUGGAGCAUAUGCGCGGUACGGGCAGCCGCCCGACGGACUCGCACCGGACGCCGCCGCAAGGAGCGUUGGCAGCGUGCGCAAGGACGAUGCACCGCACUAUAUUGGCCUGUACAACCCGGGUGUAUACUGCUUCAUGAACAGCGUGUUGCAGAGUCUCGCAAGCGUCGCGGCCCUCGCUGAGUACCUCGACGCCGUGACGCGCAUGGCCGAGACAUACGAUGUGCCGACGCCCGCCACGGAUGCGCUGCGUGAGCUACUCGUCACGCUCAACACGCCGCAGCCGAAAAAAGGGGCGCUUGCGCCCAAGCAGCUUAUCCAGGUCCUCGGCAAGGUGUCACAGGCCAACGGCAUGCGCACACUGCUGAGUGCGCACCAGCAGCAGGAUGCACAGGAGCUGGCGCUGCUGCUGCUGCAUGCGCUUGACCAGGAGCUCGGCAACAUACAGGCAGAGCGGGGCCAGCAGCUGCAGACCGAGCAGGCGGGCCUGCGUGGCAUCACGGCGCCGUCCGCGCUGCAGCUUGGCCACCUGCGCGCGAGCCUCGGGUACGACGCGGCAAACGUCGCGAACCCAUUCCGCGGCCUGAGCGCGCAGCGUACGUCGUGUGCGCGCUGCGGCUACACCGAGGCCGUGCGCUACUUUUCGCUGACCGACCUGAGCCUUACUGUCCCUCUCGGCGUCGCGUCGUGCACACUCGAGCAGUGCUUUGCGCAGUGGACGCAGCUCGAGCAGGUCGAGUGGAUUUGCCACCGCUGCAGCCUCGCCGCGACGCUGAAACGCGAGCGCGCCGAGGCAAUGCGCCUCGAGCAGGUGGCCGCAGCGCAGUCUGGCGCCGCUGCCAAGGCCGCGACUGAGGGCCGCGACUGCGCGCGCGACCACGUCCAGCGCCUCGAGUAUGCGCUGCGCCAAGGCCUGCACGAAUCGGAAAUCGAAGAGAGUGCGAUUCUCGAAGGGGUACGCCUCAUCCGCGAGCCGAGCGACCAAAGCACCAAGCAGGUUAUGCUCGCCAAGCCCCCGCGUGUGCUCCUCCUACAUCUAAAUCGGUCGUCGUUUGCGUACGGCUCGUUUGGUGCGACCAAGAACAAUGCACGCGUGGUCUUUCCCGAACACCUCAACGUCGCGCCGCGCUCUCCGCACGCAACGGCAUCCCGUGCAAGUACCGCCUGA
This is a messenger RNA of Malassezia japonica, 1305 nucleotides long. It is a transcript of the gene UBP1, whose product is annotated as ubiquitinyl hydrolase 1. Gene Ontology annotation, molecular function: cysteine-type deubiquitinase activity. Gene Ontology annotation, cellular component: nucleus; cytosol. Bases 1 to 1305 code for a protein of 434 amino acids. Lineage: Eukaryota; Fungi; Basidiomycota; Malasseziomycetes; Malasseziales; Malasseziaceae. The transcript is spliced from 2 exons. The record is from RefSeq and is a predicted model, not a curated record. Gene Ontology annotation, biological process: protein deubiquitination.